Messenger RNA from Ochotona princeps (American pika), 805 nucleotides. RefSeq names its product alanine and arginine rich domain containing protein (gene AARD). Bases 83 to 574 code for a protein of 163 amino acids. NCBI's taxonomy places the organism in Eukaryota, Metazoa, Chordata, Mammalia, Lagomorpha, Ochotonidae. The record is from RefSeq and is a predicted model, not a curated record. The transcript is spliced from 2 exons.
CCCGCCCUGACCCGCCCUCCUCCUCAGUCACAGACAAUUCCCAGGCGAAAGCUCUGCAGACGGGACCCCGGAGUUUUCCACCAUGCGCCCGGAGGACGAGAGCAGCUGCAAAGAAGAAAUUUCGCGAGUAUGCCCGGAAGAACCAGGCGGAGCUGGGCUUUGGUACCCAGCCCCUGGUCCCGUGCGCGGCUUCCCGAGGGGCAGCAGGAGCCGGGACCUGCUGGAGCAGAACCGCUCCGCCAGCCUGCGCCUGGAGGACCUCCGACGGCGGCUGCUGCGCGCCUUCCAGCGCGCGGUGCCGCGCGAGAGCCUGCGGCGCGCCCGGGAGGAGGCAGAGGCGGCGGCGCGCGAGGAGCAGAGCCGGGAGCGCGUGGAGGGCGCACUCGCCGGGCUGCGAGCCGAGUUGCUGGAGAUGCGUUUCCAAAACCGUCAGCUGGCCAGAACUUUACUGGAUUUGAACAUGAAAAUGCAGCAGUUGAAAAAAGAAUAUGAAUUGGAAGUUGGAGGGAAAUCUCGAAGGCUGGAAGAUAAUGCUGUGGAUCCUGAAAACGGAAACGCACACUUAAACAUCUGAACCUCAGGCUCAUGCCGACCACACUGAACAGUUCUGGCGCUAACUUUAUGCAUACUUUGUAUAAGAUUCGAGGGAUAAUUUUUAAAUCAAAUGCUUAAAUGCCAGGGAUAGGGGAGAAUGGUGGGACAAAACGAUGUUAACAAAUUUUAUGGCUAUUUAUUCAUUAUUUUGGCAGGAAAGUAACAAUUUAAAAACCAAACGUGGAUGAGUGCCUUAAUGUUAACUUCUAGC